AGGGAAUGUCAGUGUACAAGGCCAGUAGGGUGUAUGGGGUUCCAGAAUCUACACUAAGAGACAGGACACUUGGACUGCAGCCUACUGGGGACUUGCCAUAUGCUGGUCCUUGGCCGUUGUUUUCUAAGUAUGAAGAAAGCCAGCUUGUGGAACAUGUAGCAUAUAUGGCUAGGAUUGGAUACGGCUAUUCACGGCAAGAAUUCAUGAGUCUGGCAACAGAUUAUGCCAUCAGUUUAAAAAAAAAGAUGGAGAUGGACUCACCACUUGCUCCUUCUUGGUUUAAUGGUUUCAGAAAAAGAAACCCUGAAGUGAGAAUGACAAGACCACAAAAACUGUCAGUAAUUCGGGCAAAGUGUACAUUGGAAGAAGUUAUUAAUAACUAUUUCAAAGAGCUGGACAAGGUGUUGAAAGCCCACAACCUUCAUGAAAGCCCUGAAUCUAUUUGGAAUAUUGAUGAAACUGGGUUGCAGACUGAGCAUUCCCCAAGGAAGAUCCUCUGCAUGCAGGGAGAAAAGGCAAAUGCAGUUACUUCCAACAGAGGCCAGACAGUUACCUUAAUAGGAUGUGGAAGUGCUGCAGGUGUGCAUGUCCCCCCAUACUAUGUCUUCCCUGGCAAAAGAUGGAACGAAAACCUGAUGGAUGGGGCCACCCCAGGAUCUGCUGGCACAAUGUCCGAUUCUGGAUGGUCAAACUCUUCAGUCUUCCUCAAGUACCUUGAGAAUCACUUCCUUCACCAUGUCAACACCAGAGAUCGUCCAGUGCUUGUUUUAUUUGAUGGUCAUAAAUCACACGUCAAUUUAACACUUGCAAAUUGGGGAAAGCAGCACAAUGUUGUAUUUUUUGUACUGCCUCCCCACACGUCACAUGUAACACAACCCCUGGAUGUUGGCUGUUUUGGCCCUCUGAAAAGCUUUUACUAUUCGGAAUGCCAAAUUUUCAUGAGGAAGAAUCCUGGGAUGCAGCUAAACCGGUACAAUGUUGCAGCCAUUUCGGGGAAGGCGUACAACAAGGGUGUUGCAGCACAGAAUCUAAUAUCUUCAUUCAAAAGGGCUGGAAUUUAUCCCAUGAAUCGGUCUCAGAUACCCGUAACAGCAACAGCACCAUCAGAAAUUUACCAAGAAAACACACCUCCCAAAUCAGAAAGUUUCUUGGAUAAAAGAAAGAUAACAUCCAUUAGUCAAGCUUCAACAAAAAAAAAGAAAAUCUCCUCCUACAAUUCAAGGAAACCUUUUGUCUCCCACAAAACAGGCACUGCUGUCAGAGGCCACACAUUUGGUAACUGA
Mya arenaria is the source of this 1283-nucleotide messenger RNA. RefSeq lists its product as uncharacterized. The record is from RefSeq and is a predicted model, not a curated record. NCBI's taxonomy places the organism in Eukaryota, Metazoa, Mollusca, Bivalvia, Myida, Myidae. Gene Ontology annotation, molecular function: DNA binding. The transcript has a single exon. The coding region runs from base 6 to 1283 and encodes 425 amino acids. Gene Ontology annotation, cellular component: nucleus.